AGAAGGGAGUAGAUUUGUGUUGUUAUGGCGACUUCACAGUCUCUUUCAUCCUCCAUGGAAGCAAUAUCGAGCUCCGGUUUCAUUCCGAGGUUUUCAGAAAGGCCUUGUGCUGUUCAAUCUGUCAAAAUCACUGCUGACUGGCUCGGCAGCUGGGGGAAUCUGAAAUCCAGUGUAAGCGUGGCACAUGGAAUCUCCUCUUCCGUCGCCGGCUCUCGAAUUGCGGCGCUUCCGCGCGAAGAAUCGUCUGGUGGAGACGCCAACGAGGAAGAGCAAAAUCGUCGGCUCAAUGACGAAAAUGGAUUUGGUUUGGCUUCUGAAGGAGCUGUUUCCUGGUCUCAGGGUGAUUCUGAUGGGAAAAUUGAAACUUACAAAGAUAGAAUAGCGAAAAUGGUUACGCCCCUUGAAGUAUCACAUGGAAGCACGGUAGGGGGAGGUACAAGGGCUGGGCUCUUCAGGACACCGAUAUCAGGGGGCGUGCAAAGUGCCACUUCAGCCCAUGGUUUACCAAAACCUGCAUUAGCAGUUCGCAAUCUAAUGGAGCAGGCUAGGUUUGCCCAUCUAUGCACUGUGAUGUCCCAGAUGCAUCAUCGCCGAGGGGGUUAUCCAUUUGGUUCCCUUGUAGAUUUUGCACCAGAUGCCAUGGGGCAUCCAAUAUUUUCAUUCUCGCCAUUAGCUAUUCACACUAGGAAUUUGUUAGCUGACCCAAGAUGUUCGAUGGUUGUGCAGAUUCCUGGAUGGAGUGGCUUAUCAAAUGCAAGGGUAACCAUAUUUGGUGAUGUUUAUCCUCUCCCAGAAGACCAACAGGAUUGGGCUCAUAAACAGUACAUAGCAAAGCAUCAUCAAGGUCCUUCACAACAGUGGGGAAAUUUUUAUUACUUCAGGAUGCAAAACAUAAGUGACAUAUACUUCAUUGGAGGUUUUGGAACAGUUGCUUGGGUUGAUGUCAAUGAAUAUGAAACCCUCGAGCCUGACAAAAUUGCUGUUGAUGGGGGUGAACAAAACCUCAAGGAACUGAAUGCACUCUUCUCAAAACCCCUAAAAGAUCUUCUUUCACAAGAAGCUGAGGUGGACGAUGUCGCUCUGAUAUCAAUAGACAGUAAAGGCACUGACAUUCGUGUCCGCCAAGGUGCACAGUUCAACAUUCAGAGGAUAUCCUUUGAAGAAGGGCAUUCGGUUGAAACACUAGAAGAAGCCAAAUCAGCGCUCCGGAAACUAAUAAAUAAAGGCAAAGUUCACAAUUUGCAGAAAUGAAAACUUUCCAUGCUCUUUUCUGGACUUGUGGAGGUUGUGAAACUAGGUUUAAGCGGAACUUGUAACAUCAUGAUUUGGAAUUCGCUUGCAAGCUUGUAGCAUUAGAAAUACUAAGCAAUACUUACUAUGAGGGUUCUCAGGUGAGAGUUUGCAAAGAGGUGCUAAAUUUUCCACAUCUAGUCUAGAAUAAUAAUAAUAGUGUCAUACUAAGACAUGAUGUGUGUGAGAUAGAAUAAACUUGUCUGCUUUAAAAAUGUGCUGCCAAACUUCUGUGUAUGCCACUAUAUGCCAAUUGUUAUAUUGUGAAUCACUGACAUACAUAUUCAUUUUUAGUAUAUUGGAAGUUUAUUUUUAA
This is a messenger RNA of Ipomoea triloba (trilobed morning glory), 1606 nucleotides long. RefSeq lists its product as uncharacterized. Bases 25 to 1251 code for a protein of 408 amino acids. Lineage: Eukaryota; Viridiplantae; Streptophyta; Magnoliopsida; Solanales; Convolvulaceae. The transcript is spliced from 9 exons. The record is from RefSeq and is a predicted model, not a curated record.